This is a messenger RNA of Lycium barbarum (goji berry), 471 nucleotides long. Its product is annotated as LRR receptor-like serine/threonine-protein kinase FLS2. The coding region runs from base 1 to 471 and encodes 156 amino acids. The record is from RefSeq and is a predicted model, not a curated record. Lineage: Eukaryota; Viridiplantae; Streptophyta; Magnoliopsida; Solanales; Solanaceae. The transcript is spliced from 3 exons.
AUGGGCAGCAUAUCCACUUUGGAAUUUCUAGACCUUUCUCAUAACAAUGUUUCAGGAUCAAUUAUGAAGUCUUUGGAGAAGCUUUUAAAUCUCAAAGAUUUCAUGUUCUGCCAUGCUGCACUAGUACUUCAAAGCAUAGAUCCAAGAGAAAAAAGUCUCCAUCGCCUUCGCGCUUAUAUGGAGAAGGUAUAUAAGAUGCAAAGAACAAAUCCUCAGCAAGCACUUGAUUCAUUCUCUGUCGUCUCAAUGAGAGAAAAAACUCCAUACUAUGAUUUGCUCCAAGCAACUGAUUCACUCAAGGAGAGCAAUUUGAUUGGUUCUGGGAGUUUUGACUCUGUUUACAAAGGCAUCCUUAGAGAUGGGACUUUAAUUGCAGCUAAAGUGUUCAAUCUACAAUUGCAAGCAGGAUUUAGAAGUUUUGAUAUAGAAUGCGCAACCUUCGCCAUAGGAAUCUCACCAAUUCAUCACUAG